Molecule: messenger RNA, 1070 nt
Organism: Panicum virgatum (switchgrass)
Lineage: Eukaryota; Viridiplantae; Streptophyta; Magnoliopsida; Poales; Poaceae
Product: putative ripening-related protein 5
Exons: 2
Coding region: 39-1070 (343 amino acids)
Source: RefSeq, a predicted model, not a curated record
GAGAGAGCUUGAGCAUUUCAUUUUUCAGGGAAGCAAAGAUGGCCACAGCCAGAGCUGUAGCCACCAUGGCGAUCUUCCUCCUGAUCGCGCUCUCCGCCUCCCACAUGGCGUCCUCCCUCCGCCUUGGCGUGUGCCGCGCCAGCGGCUACCUCCCGGGAAGGUCCGGCAACUGCGAGAAGAGCAACGACCCGGACUGCUGCGAGGACGGCAAGAUGUACCCGCAGUACCGGUGCUCGCCGCCGGUGACCGCGAGCACCAAGGCCGUGCUGACGCUCAACAGCUUCGAGAAGGGCAAGGAUGGCGGCGGCCCGUCGGAGUGCGACAACGCCUACCACAGCGACGAGGAGAAGGUGGUGGCGCUCUCCACGGGGUGGUUCAACAACAUGGCCCGCUGCGGCCACCGCAUCAAGAUCUCUGCGAAUGGCAACUCCGUGUACGCCAAGGUGGUGGACGAGUGCGACUCUGUGCACGGCUGCGACGACGAGCACAACUUUGAGCCACCCUGCGACAACAACAUCGUCGACGCGUCGCCGGCGGUCUGGGACGCCCUGGGGCUCGACCAGAGCGUCGGCAUGGUGGACAUCUCCUGGUCUGACGUGUGCCGCGCCAGUGGCUACCUCCCCGGCCAGUCCGGCAACUGCGAGAAGAGCAACGACCCGGACUGCUGCGAGGACGGCAAGAUGUACCCGCAGUACCGGUGCUCGCCGCCGGUGACCGCGAGCACCAAGGCCGUGCUGACGCUCAACAGCUUCGAGAAGGGCAAGGACGGGGGCGGCCCGUCGGAGUGCGACAACGCCUACCACAGCGACGAGGAGAAGGUGGUGGCGCUCUCCACAGGGUGGUUCAGCAACAUGGCGCGCUGCGGCCACCGCAUCAAGAUCUCUGCGAAUGGCAACUCCGUGUACGCCAAGGUGGUGGACGAGUGCGACUCCGUGCACGGCUGCGACGACGAGCACAACUUCGAGCCGCCCUGCGACAACAACAUCGUCGACGCCUCGCCGGCGGUCUGGGACGCCCUGGGGCUCGACCAGAGCGUCGGCAUGGUGGACAUCACCUGGUCUGAGGAGUGA